Molecule: messenger RNA, 1434 nt
Organism: Cicer arietinum (chickpea)
Lineage: Eukaryota; Viridiplantae; Streptophyta; Magnoliopsida; Fabales; Fabaceae
Source: RefSeq, a predicted model, not a curated record
AACGUUGCCGUUUUCCAUUCCCUAACUCAAAUAAUCGCUCACCAAAUACUACAAACAACCCUUUCUUACCUUUAUUAUCGGUUCGGUUUUUUGUGAUGGAUCGGGCCGCGAUGACGGUUGGACCGGGCAUGGACAUGCCGAUCAUGCACAGUGACUGUUACGAUCUAGUCGGCGAUAUUGGCUCCGGAAAUUUCGGCGUUGCCAGGUUGUUACAAGAUAAACGAAUCAAAGAGCUCGUUGCCGUUAUAUAUAUCGAACGUGAUAACAAGUUCACUACUUAAAAACUUUUUGUUCUAUUUGUUGCCUCUUAUUUUGUAAACCCUGACGGAAAGUAAACUGUCCUGGAAAUCCCUAUAGCUUUUCUAUCUCACUUGGCAUUCGCAGCUGUCAUUUUCUUCAGGUGACAGUGCGAAGGAAAGAAAUGGCUAUUGAUCGUCCAUGUGCGGCGUGCAAGUAUCUGCGUCGAAAAUGCGAGGAAAACUGUGACUUAGCUCCGUACUUCCCACCGGAACACCCACAACAUUUCAGUAACGUGCACGCCGUGUUCGGAAAGAGCAAUGUAUCGAAGCUAUUGAGUGAAGUAAACGUUGAGCAGCGCCAAGAAGCUGUUAAAUCAUUGGUUUAUGAGGCGCAAGCGCGUAUGAAGGACCCCAUCUAUGGCUGCGUGGGUUUGGUUUCACUUCUUCAACAGAGGUUAAGGGAAAUCCAAGCUGAUAUCGAGAGUGCCAAGAAGGAACUUGCGAAUUACCUCCCUCCUGAUGUUAUUCAAUUUGCUUUGGCCAAUCCUGAUGCUUUCUUUGCUCAACAAAACAACCCUAACUCUUCUCCACUAGAAAGCCAGACGAUUACCCGUAAUGCUCAACAGAUGCCAACUCAGAAUUUUAUUCCUGAUAUUCAGCAGAUGACAACCGUCCCUCCACAAAAUUUCAACGGUGGAUCCAGAGGAGAGUUGGUUAAUUGUGACACUCAACAUACCCCAAUUGUUCCUUCACAUAAUCAUUGGGAAAAUUUGGGGUUUCACGACACUCAACAGACGCCAAUUGUUCCUCCAAAGAAUGAUGGAGGAAAUUUUGUAAUUGGCAACACUCAACAACAACCAACUAUUCCUCGGGAGAAUAUAAUGGGUCGCAGAAGACAGAUGACCAUUCGUCACAAUUUUCGUAGGCAAAAUUAUCUCAACGAUAACUUUGACUAUAGUAUCCAUGAUGAUUUAUUUGGCGAUGAUGGUGAUGGUGGUGGGCUAGGACACCAUUUGCGGGUUCAUGAUCCUAGUCGUAGACAUGUUCGAUUACCAUUUGAUGGUUUUGACAAUAGUAGCAGUUUCGAUUACCAGAAUCAUCAACAACGGAAACACAACUAAUAGAUACAUGUUCCCAUUCAGAUGCAGAACAAUACAUCAAUAAAAAUAAUCAUACAUUGUGGUUGUUUUAUUCA